AUGACCUCCAAGCUCAUGGGCAAGCUCAGGGAGACUCUGGGCAACAACAACCGGCCGGCGAUCCCGCUCGCCCACCCCGAGGCCGCGUCCGGCUCCGCGCCCCGCGAGAUCCAGUCCUCGCCGCGAGUCCAAACCAAGGGCUCGGCAUCGUCUCCCCCCAGCUCGACGAGCGCCAGCCCCCCGGCCAAGCCCGACGUGCUCGAUGCCGCGCACUCGCCGCCGUCGGUGCUGAGCCAGUAUCUUGGCCCGCCGACCAUUGAGCACAAGUAUCCCCAGGACAGCAAGUGGCGGAGGCAUUCUAUCAGUGCCCAGGAGCAGCACUAUUUGCGAUAA
Messenger RNA from Metarhizium acridum CQMa 102, 333 nucleotides. RefSeq lists its product as uncharacterized. NCBI's taxonomy places the organism in Eukaryota, Fungi, Ascomycota, Sordariomycetes, Hypocreales, Clavicipitaceae. The record is from RefSeq and is a predicted model, not a curated record.